Amblyraja radiata (thorny skate) is the source of this 1691-nucleotide messenger RNA. Its product is annotated as protein TBATA-like. The transcript is spliced from 12 exons. The record is from RefSeq and is a predicted model, not a curated record. NCBI's taxonomy places the organism in Eukaryota, Metazoa, Chordata, Chondrichthyes, Rajiformes, Rajidae. The coding region runs from base 325 to 1443 and encodes 372 amino acids.
UUCAGCCACAAGACAAACAAACCAACAAACUGGACUGAACACCAAUGUGCACAAAGUGGCACAAAGUUUUAAGAGAAUCCAGGAAAAUGUUGGAAUAGUAGUUGUAACCGCUCUAGGAAUAUUGAACAAAAGACUGGAGCGAGAAAAUAAUCUCAAGGAACUGCAUGUUGAAACAGCAGGACAUAGCCCAACGUGAACAUAACUCAUGAUCAACAUUCUGGAAGUCCAAGCUGAUAACUGCGCAGCGAAGCCAACAAGAACUAAAUGAACGGACAGAGAAAUAAAGAGAAGUAUAACGGAAAGAAAGUGUGAAGAAUUCUCAUAAUGACAGCUGCAAUGAGUGACGUUCCACCAUUCAAAUCUGAACAAGACAAUGGGAAGACAUCAGUGAAGGAAACCAUGGAGAAAUUAGGUCAACCAGUCCUCGAUCCAUUCAAAAGCAAGCAAGAGCCUACGGUGACAAGGAAAUCAGGCUCGAUGCCUCUUAAUUCACUGCUACGCUUCAGUCUCGGUGCUGAGAGGCCACAAUCAAACAACAGCAUGCGCUUUGGAGUGCUGAGCCACCACUCCUUUUUCUCAAGGCAUAAUCCUCACCCUCAUCGAGUAACACAUAUCAAUGGACUCAAUGGGAUGCCUGUUUGCACAGUAAAUGACGACUGGCAUGGCAACACUCCUCUUUCUCCACAUCCAUUGAUAAAGAGCCAAUUUCCAACUACAAUCAUGGGAAGACUUGGACUGCCCAUCAGUAUUUUCCAAUGUAAUGCCUUUGGUGAUGUAAAUAUCCCAAAGCCCGCUCUAGCACCAUUGUCGGAAGCGUGGCGAGACGAACUGAGAGAAUUUAGCUCUAAAGCCUGUUUCCUUGCACCUGAACAGCCUGAACAAAAAAAGACGGAGGAAAGACGAGCAACUCAAUAUUCUGCCCAGACUGGCCGCAUAAUGCCAAGCUGCACUCCUGCUACAAGUCACCGAUCCUCCAGAAGUGGUGCCCUGGACAGAAAUAAACCCAAUGGGCCCUUCCAGGACAAGGAGUUACUGGUUCUGGAAUUGCUUUGCCAACUUCUACAAACUGACUCGUUCUGUGCCAUCCAGCAGUGGCUGCUUUGUGCAGGGCAAAAAGAGAAAGAGUUUGUACUGGGAAUGGUUCAGUCGGUUCUUGGAAGUAGUUACCCUGAUUAUCAGCAAAAUGCUGAAAUUACAGAAGAACAACUGAUACCCCAAACAGAUAACAUUUCUACAGCCCCCAUCUCAAGAAGGUCAACUUCGACUAGGAAAAGACAUAAGAGGUAUUAUCUCAAAAAGAAGUCUGAAAAUAUUGAAGAAGACCAACCAGAUCACAUAGGAAGUGCAGAAGUUCUUCUGAUUCAUAGAAGCAAGAGUCCUGAGAGACCAAGCAAUGGAAGGCUGGAAGUCUCAGAACAAUACAAGAAUCCUGAAUCAAAAUGAAGCUAUUCAAGAAAAGUGACGAAUUGAUUUAUAUUAAUGAUUGAAGUCUGAAUAGAAACAUCUUGAAAAUGUAACGUGAUAAAACGAUGUUUUGAUUAUAUUACUAAUAUUUGUAAGGAUGCAGUUGUCAGUUUUCAGAUAAAUUUAGCAGAUCCUCUUACAUAAGCGGUAGAGUUGCUGUCUUAUGGCGCCAGAGACCCGGGUUCGAUCCUGAUCGCGGAUGCUGUCUGUACGGAGUUUGUACGUUC